CUUCCCAAGUUUCUCCAACUCAACAUCUUGCAAGCAAAAGCAGCAACGACCACAUCAAUGGCUGCUACAGUUCUGGGAAAGCGAUCUCGGAGGGUUCUGGAAGAAGAAGAUAUCCCGAGUCCUGUCUCACCUUCGAAAAGACAAACGCGACGCUCGGCACCUCAGAUAUUCGAAGAUUCAACUGAACAAGAUGUGUCGCGAAAACCAGAGUCUCCAGCCAGUGCUGUACAGACUGCACGUGUCGUUAGAUCUCGGGGCGGACGGACGAGAUGCACAGUACAGGACGAGGUGGUAAAUGACCACACCACACAAAACACACCACUUGUGCUUGACUUACCGGUCGAGAAUGUGCCGCCUUCAGCUGUCUCGACUCCGUCAGCUGUGCGCUUCAAGGAUGCACUUGCAACACCUCCAAGCACGCCAAAGCAUCGUGUGCGCCUUGCAGGGUGGUCGCUAACUCCACGAUCGUCACGCACUUCCACGCCAUUGAAGUCGUCAAAUGUCUAUUCUCAGGCAAGACAAGCUUUCGCCCAAGCGUCCAACUGCAAGAUUAUUGGGCGCGAAGCAGAACGCGGUCAAUUGACUCAAUUCAUCUCCAGUGCCAUUGAGAAAGAAGUCGGUGGCUGCACCUAUGUUAGUGGGCCUCCAGGAACCGGAAAGAGCGCGCUGGUGCAAGAAGUCAUGCAAGAAUUCGAAAUGCGUCCAGUCAAAGUCGCCACAAUCAAUUGUGUCGCAUUCAGGACUUCUACAGAAGUUCUGACCAAGUUUGCCCAAGAGUUCGGCUGUGCCACUAGCAACCAGAAAUCGACAAAGGCCAACCUCGCAAAACUAUUCACAGGCCGAAAAGCCGACCGCACGAUGCAUCUUGUGCUGUUAGACGAAAUCGACGCGCUUCUCAAUGGUGAAUGCGAAAUCCUGUACACCAUAUUCGAAUGGGCAAUGCAUCCGUCCUCGUCUCUGGUCCUGAUUGGAAUUGCCAACGCGCUCGAUCUGACCGACCGCUUCUUGCCACGAUUGAAAACGAAGAACGUCAAGCCGCAACUUCUUCCUUUUCUUCCCUACACGGCCUCUCAAAUGUCGAAAAUCAUCUCCGAGAAGCUCCGCUCUCUUCUGCCAGCUGGAAGCGACGCAGCGCCCGAGUUUGUGCCCUUGAUUCACCCGGCUGCGAUUCAACUGAGUAGCAAGAAGAUCGCAUCGCAGACUGGCGACCUACGAAAAGCCUUCAGUCUGGUCCGGCGUGUCAUUGAUCAAACUGAGCAAGAAACAGUCGCAAAGUUGAGCCGAAGCCCAAUUACCAGUCCUACCAAACAGCCUCUCACCGAGAUCCGCAAUGUCGCAGUGACAGCAUUAUCUGGUUCAUCACCUUUAAAAGCAGAGGAUCGUUCAUCUCUGGGUCAACUGACCAUGGAGACAGCACCACGGGCCACUCCUGCAUAUGUUGCAGCCAUUGCUUCCAACAUCUUCAACAAUGCCACAACUAGUCGCCUGGGUGGCCUCAAUCUCCAGCAGAAGGCCGUUUUGUGUUCAUUGGUGGCAUCAGAGAGUCGUCAACGGCACCGUGAUCCAUACAAGACGCCGUCCAAGUCGCAAUCACGAAUACCUACCAUCAAAGGACUCUUUGAGAAAUACUCCGUGCUGUGCAAACGUGAUGGCACUUUGGUGCCGCUGAAAAUCACAGAGUUUCGGGAUGUCGUUGCUAGUCUGGAAACUCUAGGACUAGUACAAGAAGCCGUAGGCCGACAGUCCAGUCUAUUGACACCAUCAAAGACGCCAUCGAGAAGUAGAAGAGCACUGGACGAUAAGCCAGUGGUGAGCGCUAUAUCCGAGACGGAAAUGAAGGAAAGUCUUCAUGGGCCAGGAGCAGACUUGUUGUUGAAACUGUUUGAAGAACAUUGAUGGAAGGGUUUGUUUGUUUUGCAUAGCAUGUUGCUGGUUGUUGCAUGAGCCAUGAAGUUGACACGGACUUGUUUGUGAUGGUUCAGGUUGAUGCAUGCAUAUACACGAUCGUUUGAUACAGGCGCUUCAUCCUGAUGAUGAGCGACGAAACCUAGACCAGAAGAAGAAUUUGAUCGUUGACCAAACUU
Molecule: messenger RNA, 2084 nt
Organism: Exophiala viscosa
Lineage: Eukaryota; Fungi; Ascomycota; Eurotiomycetes; Chaetothyriales; Herpotrichiellaceae
Product: cell division control protein 6
Exons: 2
Coding region: 58-1896 (612 amino acids)
Biological process (GO): DNA replication initiation; cell division; mitotic DNA replication checkpoint signaling
Cellular component (GO): nucleus
Molecular function (GO): ATP binding; ATP hydrolysis activity; DNA replication origin binding
Source: RefSeq, a predicted model, not a curated record